AUGUCUACAAAGGAUUUCAGUGCGAUCCCAGUCCUCACAACGGGCAACUACCUCGCAUGGUCCCAAAAGAUAGAUGGAUAUUUCACACUCAACAACCUCGAUGACCUUGUCUACGGACUCGAGCUCAGCCCUGACUCAGCACCCAAAGACCCUUCCACUGGUACGGAAGGCGAGGGGAGUGAGAGUUCAGCCUCUUCCAAACAAUACGUUGCUGAUAAUGCUAACGAAUGGAAACGCCGCGCAAAACAGGCCUCCGCAGCCAUCACACUCACUGUCGAUGAGACCAACAUGAGCCAGAUCCGCAAACUCAAAGGGGAUCCGGUCGCAAUGUGGAAUAAACUCGAGUCUAUUCACAAUGCAAAGUCAUCAGUGACCCGCUUCAAUGCGCUUGAGGCAUUCUUCACCAAGACGAAGGCCGAAGGAGAGCCUUUGGCGUCGAUCACAGCCGCCACCAAUGCCCUCGAGGAGCAAUUUAGAUCACUCUGGACGACAGACUACGAUGUAGACGCACUACUGAACGACCCCGCUAUGAUGUCAAGCCUCCGCAUGAUCCCGCCUGAAUCAAUUCACGUCCGAACUUCGCUACUCUGCCAGCCAAAUCUCACCUGA
Molecule: messenger RNA, 609 nt
Organism: Serendipita indica DSM 11827
Lineage: Eukaryota; Fungi; Basidiomycota; Agaricomycetes; Sebacinales; Serendipitaceae
Source: the annotation of a GenBank genome assembly